Ruditapes philippinarum (Manila clam) is the source of this 1521-nucleotide messenger RNA. RefSeq names its product CUB and sushi domain-containing protein 1-like. The record is from RefSeq and is a predicted model, not a curated record. The transcript has 10 exons. NCBI's taxonomy places the organism in Eukaryota, Metazoa, Mollusca, Bivalvia, Venerida, Veneridae. The coding region runs from base 181 to 1521 and encodes 446 amino acids.
CAUAAUUAGACGUCUCUUAAUCAAAUAUAAUCAACGUUCUCGUCUUACAUAGUUAAAGCAGUUGAUUUGGCGUACAAUAUUUAUAAUACUAACUGACUCAACCUGGAAGUAAAAUAAACCUAACUGCGCGACUGUUAUAGCAAAAUAGUACUUUGUGAAGUAAUGUCGCGUUGAAAAAAUAUGGCGAAUAUCUUCUUAAUUUUUAUUCUCCUGGGAUUUGGUGUUGGCCUCUCAACACAAAACACCGACUCUGAUGCAGAGAAAUGUUACAUCGCCGAAAUUGAUAAUUUUGUAAGCAUAGAUUUCUGUUCGGAAGAAGAUGAAGUUGAUAACACGGUUAAACAUCAGGGAGUAUGCACUGCGAAAGAUGGAAAAGUGUAUACUUGCGAACACGGUCAAUGGUCGGGAACCGAUAGCUCUGUCGCAACAUUAAACAGAAGAAAGCGGUUCUUUUGGCUUAUUAUCCCGGUGGUGAUUUGCGGGUUUUUCUGUAGAAGGAGACGAGGGGGAGGUGUGAGGACAAUUACCAAGUAUCCGCCUACAUUCCCAGUACCAUGUACACCAAACGAUAUCCAAAGUAAUUACAACAUUGGUUCCGGAGAGGACAGCGUUGUUGUUAGCUGGACCGUGCCAAGAGCCUCGGAUAGAAAUGGAGGCACACCAAGUGUUACACAAGUUGGUGGUGGUAGAAAUGGAGGUCGAUUCGAUGGAGCUACCUAUGGAAAGACGCACUAUAUUACUUAUAAAGCUACCGACUCCGAUGGCCUUACUGGACAUUGUUAUUUUUCCUUCACUAUCACUGAAUUAACUUGUAAUUCUCCGUCGUGGCCUCCAAAUGGCGCACGAACGUGUGACAACAAGAAUAUUCUCGGAAGUUCAUGUCACUAUACAUGCAAUACUGGGUACCAGCUGACCGGAAGUAGUACAGUCACGUGUCAAAAUGCGGCAUCGCCAUCAUGGUCAGCUGUUCCAACUUGUGAAAAAAUCACCUGUAGUGAGCCGAAUUUCCCUGUGCAUACAACGGCACAGUGUUCAGAUCCAGACUACGGCUACUUGUCGGUAUGUUCAAUGAAAUGUGACGUAGGGUACACCCUGAAAGGAGCUUACUUUAUGCAAUGCCAGGCAGACCGUACAUGGUCAAACGUUGGAGCUACAUCAUGCGUUGAUGAUUCGCCGCCGACUAUUUCGUGCGUAACUCCGCAGAUUUUUUACGCCGACAGAAGUGUGACGACAACUUCAGUUACCUGGCAACUUCCUACAGCGUCUGACGCCACAGACGACAAUCCUACCAUUGUACAAACUUUUGGCCCAACAAUGGGAGCAGUUCUUGAAGUGGGAACAGAAAUAGUAAAGUAUAAGGCAGUUGAUGAAGAUGGAAGCGAAUCUCAAGAAUGUUUUAUACAACUUCAGGUUGAAGGUAGGCAAUGCAUUUUUAACUACAAAUUAGAACAAUUAAAUGCAUUGUGGGAAAUCGCUUGUCCGGAAUUAGAAGCACCAAUUAAUGGAGCUCUAAUCCCAUGA